AUGGGUUUCGUUGAGACGUUUCAACUGAACGGAGUACAUAUCAAAACAACUGUAACAAGUACGCAGAAAGAUGUCGACGAUAUUCUAUGGUCUUUCCUGCGUCCCGCAAAUUAUAGUGGACCAAAGGUUAUCGGGUUUGAUAUCGAGCUGUCGAUGGUAGAAGAUAAGGUAUCAGAAGAAGAAACUCGUGAAGAUUCGGAAUGUGCAACUCUGCAUCUAUGUAAUGGCAUAUCAUGUCUUAUUAUUCAGCUAUGUCAUUUAGAAUCAAUUCCCACAUCUCUGCUUAAUUUUCUUCGUCUUCCAGAUUUUACUUUUGUGGGUGUUGGUAUCAAUCAUAAUUUGGUUAAACUUGAGAAGGAGUGUGGGAUUAGAUGCAGAAAUGCUGUGGAACUUGGACCUUUGGCUGCUAAUGUCAUGAAAAUGCCUCAUUUGUGUUUCUGUGGCGUGGAUGAAUUAGCUUUUGCAGUCAAAAAGUUUGAUCUUGGGAAACACAGGCCUUUAACAACGCUCUAUAAGGAUUGGGGUCAAAGUAACUUUGGGAAAAAGCUUGCUAAACUUGCUACUAUUAAUGUUUACUCUUAUUACAUGAUUGGGAACACAUUGCUUAGUACUACUAGUUAA
Lathyrus oleraceus (garden pea) is the source of this 621-nucleotide messenger RNA. RefSeq lists its product as uncharacterized. The coding region runs from base 1 to 621 and encodes 206 amino acids. Lineage: Eukaryota; Viridiplantae; Streptophyta; Magnoliopsida; Fabales; Fabaceae. Gene Ontology annotation, cellular component: cytoplasm; nucleus. The transcript has a single exon. Gene Ontology annotation, molecular function: nucleic acid binding; 3'-5' exonuclease activity. The record is from RefSeq and is a predicted model, not a curated record.